AUGGAAUGAGUUGGUGACCCACGAACAUGACGCGGCGCUGUGACGUCAGUUCCGCCGUCCGCCUCUAGCUUGUGUUUACAGUCAGAUUUGGCGGGAGAACAUCAAACGCUCCGCUUUCGGUUUGGAACGCGUUCUUUUGAGAGCGUCAAUGGCGGCGACUGAGUCUGCAGCUCCCGCGGAGUCUGAGUUGGACCGCGGCGGAGCUGAGGACGAGCCCCGAGGCGCCGAGCCGGAGGAGGACGCAGGGACCGGGCAGGCUGGGCCCAUCGCGGCCGCGCAGCAGCACCGUCUCGCCAAGCUACCUCUGUCGCGCAUCAAAUCUCUGAUGAAAGCCGAUCCGGAUGUGAGUCUGGCCAGUCAAGAGUCUGUGUUCAUCAUAGCUAAAGCCACGGAGCUUUUUGUUGAAAUGAUCGCCAAGGACGCUCUUGUUUAUGCACAACAGGGAAAGAGAAAAACCCUUCAACGCAAAGACUUGGACAAUGCUAUUGAAGCAAUAGAUGAGUUUGCGUUUUUGGAAGGUACCCUGGACUGACUGGUGCAAAAAUUUGAAUGUAAAGACUAUCAACAAGUUCUGAAGUUUCAUUUCAGAUUUGAGAACUCAAAAGAGAGGAAAGAUCACUGGAACAGGUCAUUUUUCAUUGUGAUGUUGAUAAUGCUUGAGUAGUUUGAUAAAAUUGUACAGUUGUCAAGGUUGUAAAGUGCCAAUUGUAUUUUUCACUAAACUUCUUACAACAAUGUUGAAUGUUUGAAUAAAGUGAAGUUCUUUUAUCUUUUUCUAAA
Cyprinus carpio (common carp) is the source of this 780-nucleotide messenger RNA. RefSeq names its product DNA polymerase epsilon subunit 4-like. The coding region runs from base 149 to 532 and encodes 127 amino acids. NCBI's taxonomy places the organism in Eukaryota, Metazoa, Chordata, Actinopteri, Cypriniformes, Cyprinidae. Gene Ontology annotation, molecular function: protein heterodimerization activity. The record is from RefSeq and is a predicted model, not a curated record. Gene Ontology annotation, cellular component: epsilon DNA polymerase complex; nucleus. The transcript is spliced from 4 exons.